AAUCCGAGUCUCCAGGCCAGAUUUUCCCUCUAGCCAUUCCCGGCCAAGCUAAGCGGAGCUGCUAAGCUAGGAAAAAGGGACGUCUUCCUCGGCUGCCAGGAUGGAACAAGCCAGCCGGCUUAGAGAGCGCUGAGAACCCCAAGGGUCCCUCUCAGCCCUUAGCAGCCAACAUGACUUGACUGCUCCCGGGUCCCGCGCGCUCCCCACUCUCUCCAGACGCCCCCACCCUUUCCGGGUGCGCGCGCAAGGGCCGGCCAGCUUCCCCUAGCUGUGCGCUCCGCAGCCUGCGGGUGGCAGCGGCGGUGGCGACUGGCUCUUGGGGAAGAGGGUGACCAAGGGACCGCGGAGGAGGAGUCGGCGCCGCAGCCGCUCCCCUCGGGACCGCGCCCCGCCUUCGGUCGCUACCUGAGCAUCCCCUCUUGGCUCUCCAGCCGCUCUAGUCUACCCCGCCAUCCCCUAGGGGGACCGUGUGUACUCUCAGUGUCGCAGCCGCGGUGUCAUUGCAUCCGGCUGUCGGGACACUAGGAUCUUGGUUCCCGUUGGGGCUUGGGACGAGCUGCACCCGCUGUGGUGACAGGCUGCGGGGGCGCCAGCGCGCAUCCCUCCCCCGCGGCGUUUAGAGAGGCUUGUAGACAACUGCUGUGACUUUGGAGGUCCGACUCCUCCUUCCGGCCAGCCUCGGGACGCACCACCUCCCGAGACAGGCCACCGUGUCCUGCAGGCCCUGGAAGCUCGUGUGGGGACUUGGAACGUGUCCGGGAACCCGUGGCGCUGUGCGCACUGGUGAGUUUUGCGGGCGGGGUAGGGGCGGAGAGGACGUCGCGCUGGGUCCCUGCUCCCGCCCCUUUCCUGCUGUACCCCCACUUUGUGAGAGUCAUUGAAAUUUGAGCGUGACUGCGGAGCUUGGAGGAUGCUGGCACCCGGCGCGGGCUUUUCCUCCUCCCAGAGUGAUGGAGAGGGCCGGUGAGCUGAACAGAGACACCCGCCCGGAGCAGCGGGUCCUCUGCUGAAGAACGUUGUCUUUGCCCCGCGACGGCCGCCUGCGGGCGAGAGUAUUGGCCGCGCAACUCCUUGAGUGGCGCGCUCUUCCGCCGGCGGGCGCAGAGCCGGAGCUGGGCACCUGCGCGCCACUCCUGCUACAUCUCGGAAGCAUCCCUACUACCACCGGGUUGUCGCGAAGGUCCACGGCUUCCGAGGUCCGAAGUCCAAAGGCAACCUGUUCUGUCUGGGCGGAACCGGUAGAGACUCUGGGACAUUUAUCUUUUGCUGCCUCGUAGGAGGAACCGCGCUCUGUGGACUGAACUGGCAUUUCAGGGACACUUUUGCAAACCUUGGAUUUCCAUGUGAGCAGCGUGGUCCCUAACAGCCGCGUCCUCCCAGUGGUCUCUUGUCACCCGAGUAUCAGCAUUUUGUGGCCAGCAGCAACUGGGACCCCUACCCUUCCUUGCUCUCUCUCGGCUAUUGUGGCGUGUGUGGGGUCUGCACUGUCUCUGGCUGCCCUGCGCCUCUCAGGUGAGGCUGGUAGAGGCGUGGGUCCAAGGAAAGGACCGGCCCUGUUGUUUGAUGGCUUCACUGAGGAGAGUCAAAGUCUUGUUGGUGUUGAACUUGAUCGCGGUGGCCGGCUUCGUGAUCUUUUUGGCUAAGUGCCGGCCUAUCGCGGUGCGCAGCGGAGACGCCUUCCACGAGAUCCGGCCUCGCGCAGAGGUAACCAACCUCAGCGCGCACAGCGCCAGCCCCAUCCAGGAUGCGGUCCUAAAGCGCCUGUCGCUUCUGGAGGACAUAGUCUACCGGCAGCUUAAUGGGCUAUCCAAAUCCCUCGGGCUCAUUGAAGGCUAUGGUGGGAGGGGCAAAGGGGGCCUUCCCGCCACCCUUUCCCCGUCUGAAGAAGAGAAAGCCAAAGGACCUCAUGAGAAGUAUGGCUACAAUUCCUACCUCAGUGAAAAGAUCUCCUUGGACCGGUCUAUUCCAGAUUAUCGUCCUACCAAGUGUAAGGAGCUCAAAUACUCCAAGGAGUUACCCCAGAUAUCCAUCAUCUUCAUCUUUGUGAAUGAGGCCCUGUCUGUGAUCCUGCGGUCAGUCCACAGCGCUGUCAAUCACACGCCCACACACCUGCUGAAGGAGAUCAUCCUGGUGGAUGACAACAGUGAUGAAGAGGAGCUGAAAGCCCCCUUGGAAGAGUAUGUCCACAAACGCUACCCUGGGCUGGUGAAGGUGGUACGCAAUCAAAAGAGAGAGGGCCUGAUCCGAGCGCGCAUCGAGGGCUGGAAGGCGGCCACUGGCCAGGUCACUGGCUUUUUUGAUGCUCACGUGGAAUUCACUGCUGGCUGGGCUGAGCCUGUUCUGUCCCGCAUCCAGGAAAACCGGAAGCGGGUUAUCCUCCCGUCCAUCGACAACAUCAAACAGGACAACUUCGAAGUGCAGCGCUAUGAGAACUCUGCCCACGGGUACAGCUGGGAGCUGUGGUGCAUGUACAUCAGCCCCCCGAAAGACUGGUGGGACGCCGGAGACCCUUCUCUCCCCAUCAGGACACCAGCCAUGAUUGGCUGCUCGUUUGUGGUCAACAGGAAAUUCUUUGGUGAAAUCGGUCUGCUGGACCCUGGAAUGGACGUGUAUGGAGGAGAGAAUAUUGAACUUGGAAUCAAGGUGUGGCUCUGUGGUGGCAGCAUGGAGGUCCUUCCGUGCUCAAGGGUGGCCCACAUCGAGCGUAAGAAGAAACCGUAUAACAGCAACAUUGGUUUCUACACCAAGAGGAACGCGCUCCGGGUAGCCGAGGUCUGGAUGGACGACUACAAGUCACACGUGUACAUAGCAUGGAAUCUGCCUCUGGAGAAUCCAGGGAUCGACAUAGGUGACGUCUCAGAAAGAAAAGCAUUAAGGAAAAGUUUGAAGUGUAAAAAUUUCCAGUGGUACUUGGACCAUGUGUACCCGGAAAUGAGAAGAUACAACAAUACUAUUGCAUAUGGGGAGCUUCGUAACAAUAAGGCCAAGGAUGUCUGCCUGGACCAGGGGCCACUGGAAAACCACACAGCAAUACUGUACCCGUGCCACGGUUGGGGACCGCAGCUCGCCCGCUAUACCAAGGAAGGCUUCCUUCACUUGGGUGCUCUGGGGACCACCACUCUCCUCCCCGAUACCCGCUGCCUAGUGGACAACUCCAAGAGUCGGUUGCCACAGCUCCUGGACUGUGACAAGGUCAAGAGCAGCUUGUACAAGCGCUGGAACUUCAUCCAGAACGGAGCCAUCAUGAAUAAGGGCACAGGGCGCUGCCUGGAGGUGGAGAACCGGGGCCUGGCUGGCAUUGACCUCAUCCUUCGAAGCUGUACGGGUCAGAGGUGGACAAUCAAGAAUUCCAUCAAGUAGAUGGAAGGAAGGAGGGCACAUGGAGCCCAGACCCAGGGCAGGGCCUGGCCAUCCUCAGAACUAGCCACAUGGUGGAGAGACAGAAGGCACCCAGGGGAUGCUCAGUGACCUCCCAGGGCUCCUCCAGGGUGCCUGUGGAUAAAGAUCCUAAGUCCCCCUCAGGCAUUCAGCCUGAAUACUUCGAAGAUCUCCCCUCACUAUUGUCUGAGGACCAGAGGCUGCAUCUUCUGGGUACUAAGGGGCAAGGCUGUUCAUAUCUCUCCACCGUAUCACUUCUCACCCCAGCAUCAGCAGCUGGGUCUGGCAGGGUCUCUCUCUCUCUCUCUCUCUCUCUCUCUCUCUCUCUC
This is a messenger RNA of Acomys russatus (golden spiny mouse), 3707 nucleotides long. It is a transcript of the gene Galnt17, whose product is annotated as polypeptide N-acetylgalactosaminyltransferase 17. NCBI's taxonomy places the organism in Eukaryota, Metazoa, Chordata, Mammalia, Rodentia, Muridae. Gene Ontology annotation, cellular component: Golgi apparatus. The record is from RefSeq and is a predicted model, not a curated record. The transcript has 11 exons. Bases 1564 to 3360 code for a protein of 598 amino acids.